AUGGUCUACGACCACCCCCCGGCCGGCCGGCCGGCCGCCAAAUUCCGCAUGGAGCGCUACGACUCGGGCUACUCCAGCCCCGGCACGCCGGAAAUGGGACCCGGCGAAAGCAGCGGCAGCCCGCCAAAACCCACCCGGUACACAAUCGUCGACGAGCCGGAGCUCGUCGAGCCCCAACCCCCGCCCUCAUCCUCCCGCAGCGGCGGACGCACCGCCAAACCCAUCCGCAGCAACAGCUACAUCUACCCGGCGGAGACGUCGGCACCGGUGCCGCCUCCGCCGUCUUCCUCCAAACCAUUGUAUAAUGAGAUCCCCAAGUACACGGUGCGGGAGAUCAACCCGCCGAAUGUGGUGUAUAGCAAGCGGGACGGGGCGCGUCAGUAUCAUGAGGAUUAUCGACCUCAACAUCCGGCGAUGGGGUCGAGACGACAGUCUACAUAUGCCUGA
Molecule: messenger RNA, 447 nt
Organism: Aspergillus campestris IBT 28561
Lineage: Eukaryota; Fungi; Ascomycota; Eurotiomycetes; Eurotiales; Aspergillaceae
Exons: 1
Coding region: 1-447 (148 amino acids)
Source: RefSeq, a predicted model, not a curated record